AAAAAAAGAAAAGAAAAAGAAAGCCAUAAAGCAAGGAAAACAGAGAAAGAAAAGAAGAAAAGAAUGAGUACAGGGUGCAAGAACUCAGUGAGCUGUGUUGAUUCCAGAGCUCCGGUGAGAGCUAGCUACAUCAACCUCUACAAAUGGCCGGACUCCGACUUCGAGUUCGUCCGUUCAGUCACCGGAAAACCCUCCCACGGUGGCCGGAGAAGAUGGUCGGAGAGUCCCAGAGUGGUUGAUAGCUAUUCAUGCAGACAGAUGUAUCUAAGGAGCUACACCUUCUCUAAAAAAGAGACUGUUAAUGAGAAAACUAGAAAGUGUUUGGCCAAAGUGAAGGUGAAGAUGAUGAACAACAAGAGAAAUGAGAAGAAGAUGAAGAUGAAGAACAAGAAGAAGGAUUGUGUUGUUGUGGUGAAGACUGUGGUUUGUUCUUUAUUUCAGCGUCUUCUUUCUUGCACCACCUCUGUUGAUGUUGUGGAUGAACAUCACUCCUUUCAAGGAUAAGAACUCUUGCUCUUCA
Messenger RNA from Dioscorea cayenensis subsp. rotundata (Guinea yam), 520 nucleotides. RefSeq lists its product as uncharacterized. Lineage: Eukaryota; Viridiplantae; Streptophyta; Magnoliopsida; Dioscoreales; Dioscoreaceae. Bases 64 to 504 code for a protein of 146 amino acids. The record is from RefSeq and is a predicted model, not a curated record. The transcript has a single exon.